CAGUGCCAGCAGGUGAUCCAGGGCUCCCUGCGGGCGGCCCAGGCCCUGGCCGACGACGUCGAUUUCCACACGUUCGCCUUCAAGGACUUCGGCAAGGGGCUGAUCAAGAAAUGCCGCACCAGCCCCGACGGCUUCAUCCAGCUGGCCCUGCAGCUGGCGCACUUCCGGGACAAAGGGAAGUUCUGCCUGACCUACGAGGCCGCCAUGACGCGGCUGUUCCGCGAGGGGCGCACGGAGACCGUCCGCUCCUGCUCCAUCGAGUCCUGCAGCUUCGUCCGCGCCAUGACGGACUCCUCCCAGAGCGCCGCCCAGCGCCUGGCCCUGUUCCGUGUGGCGGCCGCCAAGCACCAGGCCCUGUACCGCCGGGCCAUGACGGGCGCGGGCAUCGACCGACACCUCUUCUGCCUCUACGUGGUCUCCAAGUACCUGGGUGUGGACUCCCCCUUCCUCAGGGAGGUGCUGUCAGAGCCGUGGGGCCUGUCAACCAGCCAGACCCCCAUCCAGCAGAUCGAGCUCUUCGACCUCAAGAACCACCCCGACUACAUCUCCUGCGGGGGCGGCUUCGGGCCGGUGGACGAUAACGGCUAUGGGGUGUCGUACAUCAUCAUCGGCGAAGACCUCAUCACGUUCCACAUCUCCUGCAAGUUCUCCAGCCCCGAGACGGAUGCUCACCGCUUCGGGGCUAACAUCCGGACGGCUCUGCUCGACCUCCGGGCUCUCUUCAACCUGCCCACCAAGUAGCCUGAAGACGCGCUGCGGGCGGGGGGGGCGGCUGGAUUUCCCCCCCGCUCCAAUAAAGCGAUGGGGCACGGAGACCCCCUAGGGCAUGGGCUGUGUUUGUGUUCAGAGACCCCUACUGGUGCGUCUGCUGGGGGGGAGCAUAGGAGUGGGGGAGAUUCCCGGGGCAGGAUUUGGCCCAGGGGAGGGGCGUUUCCCCGUCCUGGCGCUGGCUGGUACAGCGGUGCGGGGGGGCGCUGCUUGGGCUGGUCCAAAGCCCCCAGCUUCUGCUGGCCCCCCCAUUCCACAGCGCCUGACACUUCAGCUACCCCAUGGGCCCCCAGGAAAUGGGGGGGAGACUUUGCCAUUCUUAUCCCCCCUGCAAAAAACGGGUUUUCAGCUGGGGCUGUAACCAUUGAGGGGGUGUCUGGGGUAGGGCCCCCCCCCGUUGUUUGCUUUUGUGUUGUUUGUAAAGGGGGACUGUGACUGGGGAAGGGGGCAGGGCAGGGCUGAGACUGGAGUCGCUGGCUGCAACUGCGGACGGGUAAUAAAAGUCCAACA
This is a messenger RNA of Terrapene triunguis (Three-toed box turtle), 1278 nucleotides long. Its product is annotated as carnitine O-palmitoyltransferase 1, liver isoform-like. Gene Ontology annotation, biological process: carnitine metabolic process; fatty acid metabolic process. The annotation marks the transcript as partial. The record is from RefSeq and is a predicted model, not a curated record. Gene Ontology annotation, molecular function: carnitine O-palmitoyltransferase activity. The transcript has 6 exons. NCBI's taxonomy places the organism in Eukaryota, Metazoa, Chordata, Testudines, Emydidae. Gene Ontology annotation, cellular component: mitochondrion.